Molecule: messenger RNA, 2823 nt
Organism: Malassezia japonica
Lineage: Eukaryota; Fungi; Basidiomycota; Malasseziomycetes; Malasseziales; Malasseziaceae
Gene: DBP10
Product: RNA helicase
Exons: 1
Coding region: 1-2823 (940 amino acids)
Cellular component (GO): nucleus
Molecular function (GO): RNA binding; RNA helicase activity; ATP binding
Source: RefSeq, a predicted model, not a curated record
AUGGCGCCCGAGAUUGACUUUUUGGCGGGGGAUGCGGACCUCGUGUCUGCGAAGCCCCCCAAGAGCCAGGGCCGCCAAGGAGACGACAGCGACGAUGAUGUGGCGUUUAUUGCUGCGGCCUCGCAGCGCCAUAACGUCAAGGCCGGCGCCGAGGUGGCGAAACAGGCGAGCAAAGGCAAGAAAGCCAAGACCGCCAGCGGCAUCGUGAGUGGCGGCGGCAGCUUUCAGAGCAUGGGCCUGCACCCGUCGCUUUUGCGCUCGCUUCUUUUGCGUGGAUUCACGACGCCGACGCCGAUCCAGCGGCGGGCGAUCCCGGCGAUCCUCGCGCAGCCAUCGCAAGACGUCGUCGGUAUGGCGCGCACUGGUAGCGGCAAGACGCUCUCGUACAUGGUACCGCUCAUCCAGCGCCUCAACGGCCGGCACUCGACGACGUUUGGCGUCAAGUCCGUGAUUUUGUGCCCGUCGCGCGAGCUGGCGAUGCAAAUCCUCAAGGUCGGCAAAGACAUUGCGCGUGGCUGGCGCUCGGACGACGAGGCAAAGAGCGAGGCGAUCCGCUGGGCGCUCAUCGUCGGUGGUGAGUCGCUUGACCAGCAGUUUGCCAUGAUGGCUGGCAACCCCGACGUGGUGAUUGCCACGCCGGGUCGUCUGCUGCACCUGGUGGUCGAGAUGAAUAUGGACCUCAAGGCGGUCGAGUACGUGGUCUUUGACGAGGCCGACCGCUUGUUCGAGAUGGGCUUUGCCGAGCAGCUCGAAGAGCUCCUGCGCCGCCUUCCACCGACGCGCCAGACGCUGCUGUUUAGUGCGACGCUGCCUAAAACACUGGUCGAGUUUGCGCGCGCGGGUCUCGAGGCGAAUCCGAAGCUGAUUCGUCUCGACGCCGACAGCAAGAUCAGCCCUGAACUGCGCAUGACCUUUUUUAGCGUGAAGCCGUCGGAAAAGGACGCGGCACUCCUUCUCCUCCUCCGCCACGUUAUUAAUGUGCCGAUCGGCGAGGUGGGCGACGCGGCCUACGACGAGUACGAGGACGAGGACGUGGAGGACGACGAGGACGACGAGGAAGACGACCAGGGCAAGCGCAAGCGCAAGGCGCCCAAGCGCCACAACAAGCGGCGAAAGAAUGCCGUGACGGAGCUCAAGCCCUACCAAACAAUCAUCUUUUGCGCGACCAAGCACCACGUCGAGUACCUCUUGCUGCUCCUCUCGACGAUCGGCUACGCGUGCUCGCACAUCUACUCGUCGCUCGAUCAGACGGCCCGUGCGAUUCAAAUGAACCGCUUCCGCAACGGACGCACGUCGCUUUUGAUCGUCACGGAUCUGGCGGCACGUGGUAUCGACUUGCCGGUGCUCGAGCAUGUGGUGAACUACGACUUUCCGCCGCAGCCGCGCAUCUUCGUGCACCGUGUCGGUCGUACAGCGCGUGCCGGCCGUCGGGGUUGGGCAUGGAAUCUGUGCACGCACACGGAGCUGCCGUACCUCUGCGAUCUGCAGCUGUUCCUCGCGCGCCCGCUUGUCUCGGCGCACACACAGACCAGCGACGGCGCGCUGGACCUGCACAACAAUAUGGUGCUCGGAACGUUUCCGCGAGACGAGCUCGACAAUGAGGUCGAGAGCGUGCAGCAGGCGAUGCACGAAUCGUCGAGUGUCGCGACCGCCUACGAUUCGCUGGUCGGCGUUGUGAAGCGCGCGCACAACAUGUACACCCGGUCACAGCCCAAGGCGAGCGCUGAAAGCUUCCGGCGCUCCAAGGACAUGCUCAAGGACGCCGAGCGGAGCUCCAUGACGGGAAAUGCCGCGCAGGGCUGGGCCUUGGCCGGCCAUCCGCUCGAAGCGGCGGGCGUGCACGACGUGCUCAAGCGCCCGAGCGUGUACCGCCUCGGCACUGGCGAUGCGGACCUGCAGAAACCGCACGACGACGAGCUGUCCGCCGCGCGCGCUUCGCUCCUGGCCAAGGUAAAUGCGUUCCGCCCGGGCGAGACCGUCUUUGAGAUCGGAACACGUGGCCCGAAUGCGCCGCUCGCGCAGCUCAUGCAGGACCGCCGGCGCACGCUGGACGGAAAGCAGCGCCGCGCGAAGCUCAUUGAGGAUGCCAAGCAAACCACGCAGCCUGUGCAGGAGGCGACCGAGGAAGGCGAGACACUCAGCGAUGCCGACGAGGCAGCCAUCGAAGAAGUGUUUGAUACCGGUAAAAAGUCCUUCCGUGACCCCAACUUUUACAUGGGCUACGAGCAGCAGGGUGCGGACGAGGAUCGCGGCUACGCGCUCAACAACGGCAACUUUGCUCAGCAGGCACGCAACGUCACGGUGGACUUGGGCGGUGACGAGCUUGGGCCCGGCCAUGCCAACCAGCGCCCGAACCAGUCCCGCUGGGAUACCAAGAAGAAGAAGUUCAUCAAGGGCGACGGAACGGGCGCUGACAACCAAAAGCUGAUCCGCACCGAAACCGGCCUGAAGCUUCCUGCCUCCUUCCGUUCGGGCCGCUACGACGAGUGGCGCAAGGAGCAGCGCGUGGACAUGCCGCGCGUCGGCGAGGACGAGUCGGCCGCGCCGGCCUCGGUGCGCCGCGUCUCUGCUGCACUCCACGAUGGCGUGGGUAUGCAGCACCGUCGCGGUUUCCGCCACACACAGACCAAGGCGCCGAAGCCGCUCGACAAGCGCCAGCACGACUACCACAAGAAGCUCAAGCAGCGCGAGCGCCGCAGCACCGACAGGCCGCAGCAGGCCCGCAGCGAGCUCAAGAGUGCCUCGCAGAUCCACCGCGAGCGCCAGACCAAGGCCAAGCGCAUGGAGAAGAAUGCGCGUCCUUCGCGGCGCAAGAAGAACUAG